Messenger RNA from Pelagomonas calceolata, 1176 nucleotides. Lineage: Eukaryota; Pelagophyceae; Pelagomonadales; Pelagomonadaceae. The record is from the annotation of a GenBank genome assembly.
AUGCAGCUCCUGACUGUGACAUGCAUGCUCGCCACCACGGUCGCAUUGCUGCCACCAGCACGCUUUGUCCAGCCUCGAAGGCAUACGCUGCUGCGAGGCGCCGAUGACGAUGCCGCCGCAUUGCUGGAAGCCGCGAAUAAGCUUCGCGCCGAGGCCGCGGCGCUCGAAACCGAAGCCCAAGCCGAGGCUGUAGCCCUCGAAUCAGCACGCGUGGAACAACAGAAAGCUGCUGCGGUGGCGGCGGCGGCGGAACAGAAGGCAGCGGCGGCGACCGCGGCGCUCACACCGGCCGCGACCGUCGCCGUCGCGACGCCGGGCCUCGCGCCGUCGGCGUUCGCCGGCAUCGACAAGUCGCGGGAGGCUUUCGUGUCCACCCUUAGUUCGUUGAAGGAGGCGGGCCAAGCGACGAAGUGGAACAGCGCCGCUCUCGUCGCUGACGGCGCGGAGAAUCCCACGGAGGCGAGGGUUCGAGCCGCCACGGGCAUCAACGGCGCAAAAGAUCUUCUCAGCCAGGAGGAGGUCUCGAACGACCAGCUCGGGGCGUUGACGGCGGGUGUGUUCGUCGUCUCCGCAAUUCUGGCGAUUGCGUCAGGCGCUCUGAUAGGAGGGAAUGUUGGUGCCUCGUUCACGUACAUAUUUGCUGUGCUACCCAUUGUGUUUCUUGGUGUCGGCAGCAGUUCACCUGGAGUAAUAGUCGCGCUGUACGGUAUCGUCCGCGGUGCCGCUGAAGACCUCGCCGCCUCGGAGCGCCGCCGCCGGCACGAGUCGGCGCAUCUGGUGGCGGGCUACCGGCUCGGCCUGCCCGUCGCCGAGUACUCAGCGGGUGACCGGCCAAGGGUUGAAUUCUACUACAAGACCGGUACAUACACGCGCGACGAUGCCGAAGCUUUGGCCUGCGUGGCGCUCUCGGGCGCCGUCGGCGAAUGCGAGGCCUUCGGCCAAGCCAAAGGAGCGCAACAAGACUUCGCGGACCUCCAGGACAUCUUCGACCGCGUCCAGCCGCCCCUGACGCCGGCCGAGCAGCAGUCGGCGACGCGGCGCGCGUGCCUCAACGCCUACGGCGUGCUCUACGGAAAACGAUCAAGAAAGGACGACGCGGCCGUCGCGGCCGUCGACGCCGCGAUGGCGCGCGGCGCGACGCUCGGCGAGGUCGUCUGCGCGCUCGAGAACGCCUAG